Anneissia japonica is the source of this 717-nucleotide messenger RNA. RefSeq names its product retinal homeobox protein Rx-B-like. Gene Ontology annotation, biological process: positive regulation of transcription by RNA polymerase II. The record is from RefSeq and is a predicted model, not a curated record. The transcript has 2 exons. Gene Ontology annotation, molecular function: DNA-binding transcription factor activity, RNA polymerase II-specific; RNA polymerase II cis-regulatory region sequence-specific DNA binding. NCBI's taxonomy places the organism in Eukaryota, Metazoa, Echinodermata, Crinoidea, Comatulida, Comatulidae. The annotation marks the transcript as partial.
AUCUUGCUCUCAUCUUUUUUGCCUGAAGAAUAUCCACUGAUAGAGGAACGAAACGUAGCAGUACGUAUGCUUUUAAUUGGUUAUAAUUCAAGAAUUCUGCAAUCAAUAUUCUUUGUGUUUUAUAAAGUUCUCCAAGUAUUAAAUUUCCAUCAUCAGAAGUACUGCUGGCCUUUUCUUAUAUUUAUGUAUUUGAGGAAAAGCAUAAAUGUUCGUAUAAUUAACAGAGCAUAGCCUUAUAGAUAACAUAUCAGCGUAGAGAUGAUGCAGGUACUUCCAUCAAGUUCUGGAACUAAACCCACGCACUCCAUCGAAGAUAUUUUGGGUCUAGCGGGAUCAAAUGAUACAUCUGAGGGCCAAGAGACACUUGUGAGUAAGAUGUCAGAACAUUCCAAACGAAACCUGGAUUUGGCUGAUAAAGAAAAGCACAAUAAUCAUCAUCGAAGAAAAGAUAAUUCCGAUGAUUAUUUCUUGACAAAGCCACAAAAUUACACAGCAGAUGCAUCAGACGAAGUCGAGUUUGACUCCAACAUUCACGCAGAGUACAACGAGAGCAAUGCAGGCAAGGAAAAAAAGAAAAAAUACCGACGGAAUCGUACAAUAUUUUCAACGUUUCAACUUUGCGAACUUGAGAGAUCCUUCAUGAAGUCUCACUACCUAGAUGCAUACAUGCGGGAAGAAUUAGCAGCAAAACUUUGUCUUCCAAAGCUCAGAGUUCAG